AUUUUUUUCCAUUCGAAUUAUUUUUGCACACACACAAAAAAUUUUGAAGUAGUAUUAUUAAUACAUUGGCUGGCCAAAGAUGACGACGGCAUUAACAACUGUACCAGGACGUGCCUUACACUAUGUCUUCAAAAUUGGCGAUCGGGCGAAAAAUGCCUUCUUCUUCCGUGAUAUCUUAGGAAUGAAGAUUUUGCGUCACGAGGAGUUCAAGGAGGGCUGCGAUGCUGAAUGCAAUGGACCCUACGACAAUCGCUGGAGCAAAACAAUGGUCGGCUAUGGCCCAGAGAGUUCACACUUUGUUAUCGAACUGACAUACAAUUAUGGCGUCAAGAGCUACGAAAUGGGCAACGAUUUUGGUGGCGUCACCAUUCACUCGAGCGAGAUUGUGCGACGUGCCACUGAGCAUUCGUAUCCCAUUAGCAAGGUGAAUGACGGGCAUUUGCUUACCUCACCGGAUGGCUAUCGUUUCCAUGUGCUGGACAAGCCAUUGCCCACCCUCAAUCGUGAUCCUGUGCAGAGUGUUGAAUUGCUAGUCACCGAUUUGGCUGCCUCCCGUCAGUAUUGGCAUGAUCUACUCAAAAUGCAGUUGCUUGAGCAGCACGAUCAUUCGCUGCUCCUGAGCUAUGGCGAGCUGCAGGCUAAGCUGCGUUUGACACGCAUCAAUGAGCCACUGAAUCGCGCCAAGGCCUAUGGGCGAAUAGCCUUCGCUGUGCCCUCCUCCGUCCAGCCUCCCCUGCAUGAGGCUGUCAAGGCAGUGAAUGGGACCAUACUCAAGCCUUUGAUCACUCUCGACACACCGGGCAAGGCAACUGUUUCCGUGCUGAUAUUAGCCGAUCCCGAUGGCCAUGAGAUUUGCUUUGUCGACGAGGAAGGCUUCACCCAACUGUCGCAAGUGGAGCCCGAUGGUAGCGAACGUUUGGACAAGAACAUUGCCAAGGAUCCCUUUCAGGAGGGCAACGAAAACGUUGAACAAGCCUGAACACAUCCCCUAUAUAUCCCCGAUAUCUAUAUAUACACACAUGUAUUUUUUUUCCAAUUUACCUAUCUGAUAUUUCUAUAAUACGUAAUAUGCAAUAUUAUUUUGUGAUGGUUGCGUCUUAGACCAUGGUUAAAUAUAUAUGUAUAUCAGAAUGUUGCACACUCUGGUGAUUGUUCUACACAA
Messenger RNA from Drosophila willistoni, 1162 nucleotides. Its product is annotated as glyoxalase domain-containing protein 4. The transcript is spliced from 4 exons. Bases 80 to 979 code for a protein of 299 amino acids. Lineage: Eukaryota; Metazoa; Arthropoda; Insecta; Diptera; Drosophilidae. The record is from RefSeq and is a predicted model, not a curated record.